UCUCUAGCUUUCUUGAGCCGCAUCUGAAAAAAAAGUCUCAACAUACGAACAGCAACGGUUCCACUUUCUUGCCAUGGCUGCUGUAUACAAAACCCUAUCUUCGUCGGGCGGCCAUGAGAAGGAGCCGGGAGAGCGGAAAAAUAAGCAGCGAGUCCUCAUUCUGAGCUCAAGAGGUGUGACGUAUCGACAUCGCCAUUUACUGCAGGAUCUGUACUCCCUGAUGCCCCAUAGUCGAAAAGAGGCGAAACUAGAUACUAAAACGAAGCUCUAUCAGCUCAAUGAGCUUGCUGAGCUAUAUAAUUGUAACAAUGUGCUGUUUUUCGAAGCGAGGAAAGGCAAAGAUCUCUACGCAUGGUUGAGCAAAGCUCCUAACGGACCUACCGUCAAGAUGCAUUUGCAGAACUUGCAUACUAUGGAAGAGCUCAACUUCAUUGGCAACUGCUUAAAGGGCUCAAGGCCUAUUCUGUCAUUUGACGCAGCUUUCGAAAAGCAGGCUCACCUGCGAGUUAUUAAGGAACUCUUCACGCAGAUAUUCGGUGUUCCAAAGACUUCACGGAAAGUCAAGCCCUUUGUAGACCACGUUAUAGGAUUCACCAUCGCUGAUGGCAAGAUCUGGAUACGAGUCUACCAAAUCAACGAGUCAGAGCCAGGGAAGAAGAAGUCUGCAACUGACGGAGAAGAGAUGGAUGUUGAUUCUGCACCGCCGAAGAAGGGAAAGACUGAAACGGACAUUAGUCUAGUGGAGAUCGGACCCCGGUUUGUCUUCACACCCAUUGUGAUUCAGGAGUCGAGCUUCGGUGGACCGAUUAUCUAUGAGAACAAGGAGUUCGUAUCACCCAACCAGAUUCGAUCCGACUUACGGAGAGCAAAGGCUGGUAGGUACAAUAGGCGGACCGAAGCGACGUUGGAAGGCAAGAUCAAGCGAGGAGACUUGGGCCUCAAGACGCAUGGUGGACGCAAGAAGGAGAAAGAUCCGCUGAGCGACAAUGUGUUGUUUGCUUAGCUCUACUUGCUGCGGGAAAAGGGAAAGGUGUUCGGAGUUUGGAGACUAAUGGUCACCUGAAGCAUGCAUUUCGAGGCUCUGGCGCAUCUCUCUCCAAUACCAAAGGUAGAUAAAACAAGC
This is a messenger RNA of Lindgomyces ingoldianus, 1123 nucleotides long. Its product is annotated as brix domain-containing protein 2. The transcript has 6 exons. Gene Ontology annotation, molecular function: rRNA binding. Gene Ontology annotation, cellular component: nucleolus. NCBI's taxonomy places the organism in Eukaryota, Fungi, Ascomycota, Dothideomycetes, Pleosporales, Lindgomycetaceae. The record is from RefSeq and is a predicted model, not a curated record. Bases 74 to 1003 code for a protein of 309 amino acids. Gene Ontology annotation, biological process: ribosomal large subunit assembly; rRNA processing.